Molecule: messenger RNA, 1702 nt
Organism: Saprolegnia parasitica CBS 223.65
Lineage: Eukaryota; Oomycota; Saprolegniomycetes; Saprolegniales; Saprolegniaceae
Exons: 1
Coding region: 1-1656 (551 amino acids)
Source: RefSeq, a predicted model, not a curated record
AUGGCCCUCCGCCUUCCUCUCGUCGCGCUCGCUACGGCGGCCGUCGCGCACGCCGCUGACGCCCCGCUGCCCACGUGGGUCGAAGUCACUCGUGGCUACAAGCAAGUCGCGGCCGAUAACAACGUUGUGUGCCUCCUCGAUGCUAAGAAGCAAGUGUCGUGCGCUGCCCCGGCGACAGCUAUCGCCCAGUGGCCCAAGCGCGACGGCGAGUGGUCGGCGAUUGCAGUUGGUGGCAGCUCGGUCGUCGAGUACAGCUACACGAACGGCACGGCCGUCGUCUCGGACAUUGUCACUGGCGCGUCGGUCGAGAUUUCGACCGACUUUGCCACGCAUGUCGCGACCGACGGCAAGAUCUUUUGCGCCCGCGAACAAAAGCCUGGUGCGCAGAACCACAUGUCCAUCAAGUGCCUUCCGUACACCGACAAGUUUGGUCAGCAAAAGUGGACGUACCAAGAAGCGCAGAAGCAUUCGUUUGCCUUCCACGCCGGUGCGUCGACGCUGUACGCCCUCGACAAGGUGCACAACUUGCACGUUGGCACGACGGCCGAGAUCGCGUCCGGCGAAGUCAAGUGGACCGAUGUCAAGAGCCCGGGCUUCUCGCAGAUCGCGUUCAACGGCACGCGCGUCUGCGGCAUCACGGCCGAGACCAAGCAGAUCCAGUGCAGCGAGGGCUCGCUCGAAAAGAAGCGCGUUCCAGUGGGCCGACUCGCUUCCGGGCCGCUCGUGGAUCAGCCUCGCGCAGAGCAAUGGCCUUCUCUACGUCGGUGGAUGGAGGACGGCGUGCUCUACAUCAACGGCAUGCCCGAACCGACGCCUGCGCCGACAACCCCCGAGCCGACGACCCCGGAACCGACCCCCGAGCCGACGCCCGCGCCGACGCCUGCGCCAAUCCCCGAGCCGACGAAGGCGCCGGCCCCGACGACGUGGGUCGAAGUGGCGCGUGAUGGCAAGCAAGUGGCUGCCGACAACGACUACGUCUGCCUCCUCGACACGGCCAAGCAGGUGGCCUGCGCCACGGCGCCGUCGACGACGACCAAGUGGGUGAAGCGCGAUGGCAAGUGGUCCAUGAUCGCUGUCGGUGGCAACUCGCUCGUCGAGUACAGCUACGCCAAAGGCAACGCCGUCAUCUCGGACAUCAAGAACAACACUUCGGUCGAUGUCUCGGUCAACUUUGGUUCGCACGUUGCGACCGACGGCGACAUCUUUUGCGCCCGCGAGCAGAAGGACACAAGCUAUAUCUACAUGAAGUGCCUUCCGUACACCGACAAGUUCGGUCAGCAGAAGUGGAAGUACCAGGAGGCGGCCAAGCAUUACUUGGCCUUCCACGCCGGUGCGUCGACGGUGUACGCCCUCGACGAAGUCCACAACCUCCAUGUCGGCGCGACGGCCGAGAUCGCGUCGGGCGAAGUCAAGUGGACCGAUGUCAAGAGCCCUGGCUUCUCGCACAUUGCGUUUGACGGCACGCGCGUCUGCGGUAUCACGGCUUUGUUCAAGGAGAUCCAGUGCAGCAUCAGUCCGCUCGCGGAGAAGCGCAUUACGUGGUCCGAGCCGCUUGCUGGCCGCUCGUGGACCAGCAUUGCGCUCAGCGGCGACUUGGUCUAUGCCGUCGACGAAGCGGGCUCGGUCCAAAUGAUUGGCGCGCCCAAGCCGAUGUAAGCGUUAUUUCUCCCACGCCACGGUAGUAAUGCAGUGCAUUUCGGUC